Aspergillus welwitschiae is the source of this 354-nucleotide messenger RNA. RefSeq lists its product as uncharacterized. NCBI's taxonomy places the organism in Eukaryota, Fungi, Ascomycota, Eurotiomycetes, Eurotiales, Aspergillaceae. The record is from RefSeq and is a predicted model, not a curated record. The transcript has 3 exons. Bases 1 to 354 code for a protein of 117 amino acids.
AUGGAGUGGUUCGAUGCCAAUUGUUGCGUACUAUUGUGGGGGUGGGUAACAUCUCCGCGUGAACAAUGCGGCAAGUCAUUGUGCGAUGCUCGAUCCGGCGAGCAUCCAAAGGACGAGGAUACAGAACCGGACGGCAACAACCAGAAAAUAGCGCCGAGCCAAGACGAGGAAAUAAAGACUACGGAUCCGGUGACACCAUCACGUGGCCCCCAUCCAAGCUGGAACUUUUGCUCCCCGCGAGAAACAAUUUGCGUCUGCAUCAUUGCGACGCAUAAAUGUCCCCAAUUGGUCCAUGGUACCAGAUCAGGAGCACGCCCCAGGAGUUCGCGUCAGGCAACAGCAAUUAAUGACUAA